AUGUAUUGUGAGCAAAAAACUGUCACCACCAUGCUUCAGAAACCAGGUUCUUUGCCUAUUACCCCUAAAGUUAUUCGGAUUUCACUGAUUGAUCAUUAUGCGACAGAUUCUUCCAGUGAAGAUGAAGAAGAAGGUUUUGUUCAUCGUCCUAUAGUGAAGAAAGUGGUGAAUGAGAUAAGAAUUGGGUGUAACAAGAACAAAAAGAAGACAGAAAAUGAUGAUGAUUGUGGUGGGUGUGGGCUGAAAGAGAAUCAUAGGCCUAAACAAGAAGAUCAAAAGGUUCUGAACAAGCACAAGUUUCGCGGGGUUCGGCAAAGGCCUUGGGGAAGAUGGGCUGCAGAGAUAAGAGACCCUUUAAAAAGAACAAGAGUUUGGUUAGGUACUUAUGACUCUGCUGAAGAAGCUGCUUUGGCUUAUGAUAGAGCUGCUAUUCGAUUACGAGGUGCUGAUGCUUUAACCAAUUUCAUUAAGCCACCCAAGAACUCUAAAGAUGAAGAAGUUGGGUGUGUUGAUUGUGAUAGUGUUGGUGAUGGAGUGAGCUGUGCGGUUGAUUCUGGCAAUGAGUGUGUUGUUUCAUCUUCACCCACUUCUUUUCUUGUGUUUCAGCCUUGGAAUAAAUUGGUGGAUGUGGGAGAAGUGUUUAAAGAGUUCACUUAUGAUGAUGGCAUUUUGUAUCUUGAUGCUUGUUAUCCACAUUAUGAGCCGCUUCCUCUGCUGCUUUCUUCUGCCAAUGAGGAUUGCAUUGGUGUUCCGUUAAUCAAUCUUGAUGAGGAUUUUGAGUCAUGUAAAUGGGACGUAGAUAGUUACUUUAGUGACCCUUAA
Messenger RNA from Abrus precatorius (Indian licorice), 822 nucleotides. Its product is annotated as ethylene-responsive transcription factor CRF4-like. Gene Ontology annotation, molecular function: DNA-binding transcription factor activity; DNA binding. Gene Ontology annotation, biological process: regulation of DNA-templated transcription. The record is from RefSeq and is a predicted model, not a curated record. Lineage: Eukaryota; Viridiplantae; Streptophyta; Magnoliopsida; Fabales; Fabaceae. The coding region runs from base 1 to 822 and encodes 273 amino acids. The transcript has a single exon.